GUAAGAAAUGGGUAGCCAAAAGAAGAAGGCUCAGAUGUUUGUAAAACUUGUGUCUGCUGCUGGAACUGGAUUCUUCUAUGUAAAGAGGAAACCAAGACAGUUUACAGAGAAGCUUGAGUUUCGUAAGUUCGAUCCUCGAGUUAAUCGCCACGUUCUCUUUACAGAAGCUAAAAUGAAGUGAUAUACUGCAUCUUUCAUCAAUGUAAUGUAACCAUCCUGUACUGCUUUUUGAGAUAAUUAUCACAUUUGAUACAAAUGUUUGAAUAAUGCCAAUCAUUUUAUUGUCUAUGUCAAUGCUAUUUUCUGUUUAGACUCGUUGUUAGUUGUAGUACUAUUUGGGUGUUUUUGUUUGAACUCAUCUAAAUUCAUUUGUAUCAACAACUUUUCAAGAUGUAUAAUGAUGAUAUCUUUUUCCC
Molecule: messenger RNA, 416 nt
Organism: Lathyrus oleraceus (garden pea)
Lineage: Eukaryota; Viridiplantae; Streptophyta; Magnoliopsida; Fabales; Fabaceae
Exons: 1
Coding region: 8-181 (57 amino acids)
Biological process (GO): translation
Cellular component (GO): ribosome; large ribosomal subunit
Molecular function (GO): structural constituent of ribosome
Source: RefSeq, a predicted model, not a curated record